UUCUUGACUUGUUAAAUAACCUGUUAACAAAUGACAUUGACAAUGACGUGAUAUUUGAAUUAGAUUACCAAAUUAGACUAAAGGAAUCACAAUUCCCUCUACCACCUUAUCACAAAGCACAGCGCAAUGUCGCAGCUUUACCACAAAUCGAUGUCAGCGCUUGACAAAUUCGUACCUGCGAAGUUUCAACCCUUAUGGCAACACCCUGCGGGUCCAAAGACUGUGUUUUUUUGGGCCCCAGUAUUCAAGUGGGGUUUGGUGAUAGCAGGAAUUGGUGAUUUGGCGAGACCUGCGGAAACCUUGAGUGUGCCCCAAAGUGCGGCCCUCGCAGCCACGGGGGUUAUAUGGUCACGGUAUUCUCUAGUUAUCAUACCCAAAAAUUGGAGCUUGUUUAGUGUCAAUGUUUUCGUCGGAUUGACACAAAUUGUACAACUGUACAGAGCCAUAGACUAUCAAAGGAAACACAAAACUGACAAUUGAGCACAGAACAAAUCCCGGAACAAAUAUUUUUAGAUCUAUUUUAUGAUUAUCUAUUUUUGAUAAUGUCACGUUUGGUAACUAAAUAAAAUUUAAUAAGCCCAA
Molecule: messenger RNA, 582 nt
Organism: Tribolium castaneum (red flour beetle)
Lineage: Eukaryota; Metazoa; Arthropoda; Insecta; Coleoptera; Tenebrionidae
Product: mitochondrial pyruvate carrier 2
Exons: 4
Coding region: 127-480 (117 amino acids)
Biological process (GO): pyruvate import into mitochondria
Cellular component (GO): mitochondrial inner membrane
Molecular function (GO): pyruvate transmembrane transporter activity
Source: RefSeq, a predicted model, not a curated record